Molecule: messenger RNA, 4390 nt
Organism: Corylus avellana
Lineage: Eukaryota; Viridiplantae; Streptophyta; Magnoliopsida; Fagales; Betulaceae
Product: actin binding protein
Source: RefSeq, a predicted model, not a curated record
CCAAACAGUGAAAUCGUCGAAAAACACCAACACCGUCCAUCGCUCAUCGUCAACAACACGACACCCACAACAACAAUCCUCCGGCCACCACCUGACAACAAUCACAACUCACAAACGUACGUAAAUACAUAUAUAUGUAUGUAUGUAUGUGUAUUAAAUUGGAGGAGUGAUUGGACGACUGAGAGAUGGCGUUGCUACGCAAAUUCUUCUUCCGGAAGCCGCCGGAUGGGCUCCUUGAAAUCUGUGACCGAGUUUACGUGUUUGACAGCUGCUUCACUACCGAGGGAUGGCACAAAGAGAACUAUAAGGAAUAUAUAGGUGGGAUAGUCGACCAACUUCGGCAUCAUUUGUCUGAUCCUUUAUUGUUGGUAUUCAAUUUUCGUGAGGGAGAAACACAAAGUGAGAUUGCCAACAUUUUGGCUGAGUAUGAUAUGACCAUAAUGGACUACCCUCGGCAAUUUGAGAGUUGCCCUGUCUUAACAGUAGAGGUGAUCCACCAUUUUCUAAAAUCAAGUGAAAGUUGGCUCUCACUUGGGCAGCAUACUGCGCUGUUGAUGCACUGUGAACGUGGUGGCUGGCCAGUUUUGGCUUUCAUGUUGGCUGCAUUAUUGAUCUACAGGAAGCAGUACAGUGGGGAGCAGAAGACAUUAGACAUGGUUUACAGACAGGCUCCCCAUGAACUUUUCCAUUUGCUGUCACCACUGAAUCCAAUGCCUUCUCAACUGAGGUAUCUACAGUAUGUCGCUAGGAGGAAUCUUGCCUCAGAAUGGCCACCAUUGGAUAGAGCGCUCACCUUGGACUGCGUCAUCCUCAGAUUCAUUCCUAAUUUUGAUGGACAGGGGGGUUGCCGUCCAAUAUUUCGGGUAUAUGGACAGGACCCUUUUCUUGUUGCUAAUAAAAACCCCAAAGUAUUGUAUUCCACUCCAAAAAGAAGCAAGACUGUCCGGGCUUACAAGCAGGAAGAAAGUGAACUAGCUAAAAUAGACAUCAACUGCCAUAUUCAAGGUGAUGUUGUGGUUGAGUGUGUUAGCUUGAAUGAUGACAUGGAACGUGAAGAGAUGAUGUUCCGAGUAAUGUUUAACACAGCUUUUAUUAGGUCUAACAUAUUGAUCCUAAACCGGGAUGAAAUUGACAUGAUGUGGAAUGCUAAGGAUCAAUUUCCAAAGGACUUCAGUGCCGAGAUUCUUUUCUCAGAGAUGGAUGCAGCUGCUUCUGUAGUUGCGGGUGAUAUCUCAUGCUUCGAGGAGGAGGGCCUUCCAGUGGAAGCAUUUGCAAAAGUUCAAGAGUUCUUCAGUUGUGUGGACUGGUUAGAUCCCAAGACCGAUGCAGCCCUAAAUGUGCUCCAACAGAUGAGUGCGUCAAAUAUCAUCCAUGAAAUGUUGGACAAUAGUUCUAAUGAGAGAGUGGAAACUUUAUUGCAAAAAACAAGCUCUGGCAAGCUUCGGCAGAAAAAGAAGCCUGCAGUUUUGGAAAACAAGGCUAAGAGCUCCUUAUCUUCGUCCCUGGAGGUUCAGUCCAUUCCCUCACCUAAGCGAUCUCCAGGUACUUAUCCGAGUAGAAAGGUGGCUGAGCCCCAUGAAACUCAGAUUGAGUUUCAACUACCCAGUCAAUCGGACAUCAUGUGCCAAGGGAUGCCUCAAUCGUCUGAGUCAAUGACAAUCUCCAGUAAAUCUGUUAAAGAUGCACCUGUUGUCCAAACUCCUGGCAUAGAAUGUCAGUUGCAUGACCAUGCCUUAUCUGAAAGUAUAGAAGUCACUCAUCCAGUGGUUGCAUCUCCAGCCAUUCCAGAUCCAGCCUUGGCAGUUGUAUGGGUACCUGAAUCUCCAGAUACCAAGAGUAUUUCAAUUUCACCUGCAACACCUCCUCGCCCUCCUCCACCACGACCUCCCUCAACUGAUUGUUCUACAAAAACUCUUCCUUCUCCUCCCCCACCUCCACCGCUGCCACCUCAUCAUCUAUCAGAACCUACACAUUCUUCACUUACCAAUGAGAUCUAUUACAGAGAUCAGUCAUCAAUGGUUAGCCCCCUGGCUGCACCUGGGACACCAUUCUCAAGUACCAAUUCCAAUAGUUUGUUAGCUAAUCCUCCUCCUCCAACUCCUCCUCCACCUCCAACACGACCUCCUCCUCCAGCACCUCCUUUGAAGGAGAAUCUAGCUGUUAGAGCUGGGGCCCCUCCACCUCCGCCCCCUCCUCAUUCUGGGCACAUUGCAGGUCAUAUAAUCUCUUCCACUAAUUCAUCACUUAAUUCUCCUUCAGCUCCUGUAGUUACUUCAUCAACUAGGCCUCCUCCAACUCCUCCACCACCUUCAACAACGCCUCCUCCGACGACUCCACCACCUUCAACACCGCCUCCUCCUCCAAUCCCUCCUUUGAAUGAGAAUCUACCUAUUAGAGCUAGACAGCCUCCACCCCCACCCCCUCCUCAUUCUGGGCAGGUUGCAGGCCCUAGAGUUCCAUCUUCAGUGCCACCACCACCUCCAGGUAGUAGUGGAAAUAGUUUGUCUGGAUCACCAUUUAGUUCUCCUGGUAGUGGAAAGGGGCGAAUUCUGUCACGUACUAUUACUUCAAAGAAUCAUCAUAACAAAAAACUGAAGCCAUUACAUUGGUUGAAAUUAACAAGAGCAGUGAGUGGAAGUCUAUGGGCUGAGGCACAAAAAUAUGGUGAAGCUGCCAAGGCUCCAGAGAUUGACAUGUCAGAGCUUGAGAAUCUUUUCUCAGCAGCACUUCCAAGUUCAGAUCAUGGCAGGAAGUCUAUGCGUGGCUCAGUUGGACCUAAAUCAGAUAAAGUGCAACUGAUUGAUCACAGGCGGGCGUACAACUGUGAAAUCAUGCUUUCAAAGGUGAAAGUGUCAUUGCAUGACUUAAUGAGUUCAGUGCUUGCCCUGGAAGAUUCAGCUUUAGAUGUGGAUCAGGUCGAGAAUCUUAUAAAGUUCUGUCCAACAAAAGAGGAGAUGGAACUACUUAAGGGCUACACUGGAGAAAAGGAAAAGUUAGGGAAGUGUGAACAGUUCUUCUUAGAGUUAAUGCAAGUACCACGUGCAGAAUCUAAGCUCAGAGUUUUUUCAUUCAAGAUACAGUUCCAUUCCCAGGUUUCUGACCUUAGAAAGAGCCUAAAUGUUGUGAACUCCGCCACAGAAGAGAUCAGGAAUUCGGUCAAACUGAAGAGAAUUAUGCAGACAAUUCUCUCGUUAGGAAAUGCUUUGAACCAGGGAACUGCUAGGGGUUCUGCUAUUGGAUUUAGGUUGGAUAGCCUUCUUAAACUUACUGAGACACGGGGAAGGAGCAACAAGAUGACUCUCAUGAAUUAUCUUUGUAAGGUGCUUGCUGAUAAACUUCCAGAAGUUUUACAUUUUUCCAACGACCUUGCCAGCUUGGAGCCUGCAUCAAAGAUACAAUUGAAAUUUUUGGCAGAGGAAAUGCAGGCCAUAAGCAAAGGAUUGGAGCAAGUUAUACAGGAACUAUCCACCUCUGAAAAUGAUGGUCCUGUAUCAGAAAAAUUCCGUAAGACUUCAAAGGAGUUCCUUCUUUAUUCUGAAGCCGAAGUGAGGUCUUUGGCUUCAUUGUAUUCUGGCGUGGGUAGAAAUGUGGAUGCAUUGAUCCUUUAUUUGGGAGAAGAUCCCGCUCGUUGCCCCUUUGAACAAGUUAUUUCAACUCUGCUCAACUUUAUGAGAAUGUUCAACAAAUCCCAUGAAGAGAACUGCAGGCAGCUUGAGCUUGAAAUGAAGAAAGCAGUUGAAAGUGAAAAGUUACAGAAGGACGCCACACAUAAGGAGUCCAAACAGAUUUUACGCUCUCCGAUACACAGUGGCAAUGUUAAAUGAUAAGUGUGGAAAUGAAAUAAUCCUUUCUCUCGUGGAAUCAAUAGAUGCUCCAGUUUGGCAAGAACAUUCAACAUGAGAUUUUAAUUUGGGCAAAAAAUAGUUCAAGGCGUCAGGAGAAGCAUGUAAAUUGGCUGGUAGAUUGAAUCUGAAUGUGUGGCAUAGGGUCUAAGGAUGACACAAUAUGCUGCUGAUUGCAAGGUUGAAUUUGUUCACUUAGAGGGUCAGAGAUGGUGGAGUUUGCAUGAUUCUGUUCUUCACUGUGCAACCUGUAUCUAUUUACUCAAAGAAUUCGUGGUCGUUGUAAGUCAAUUGCUUUAGGGACAGGGAAAAGUUUUUCUCCCUUCAAAUGUUGUUCUUACAACUCUAUUUAGAUUUCCAUACCUAGCUAGUUCAUUGAUUUUAAUAUUCUUUUGUAUGUUUUACCUCUAUUAUUUUGAUGUACAUAUAGCUUCAUUGUGUCGAGUCCGGCAAAUGUAUCUUCCCCUGUUGUUUAAGGGUGUGGAAAAUGAAUCCAGGCUUCAAUAAUCUAUUUGAAGGCAUUUGUUGGCCAGCCUUGGCUGCUUUGA